Messenger RNA from Corticium candelabrum, 2030 nucleotides. Its product is annotated as DNA polymerase eta-like. Gene Ontology annotation, biological process: response to radiation; error-prone translesion synthesis. Gene Ontology annotation, molecular function: DNA-directed DNA polymerase activity; damaged DNA binding. Lineage: Eukaryota; Metazoa; Porifera; Homoscleromorpha; Homosclerophorida; Plakinidae. The transcript is spliced from 9 exons. Gene Ontology annotation, cellular component: nucleus; site of double-strand break; replication fork. The coding region runs from base 12 to 1937 and encodes 641 amino acids. The record is from RefSeq and is a predicted model, not a curated record.
UUAUUAUUAGUAUGGAGCGUGUGAUAAUACUAGUAGACAUGGAUUGCUUUUAUGUGCAAGUCGAGCAAAGGCUUAAUCCGUCAGUAAAGGAUAAACCAUGCGCAGUCGUUCAGUACAAGAAACGAGGUAUCAUUGCUGUUGGCUACAAAGCUCGAAAGUUUGGAGUCAAACGUGGCAUGACAGCCAACGACGCGCAAAAACUGUGUCCCAACAUUGCAUUACUGUAUGUCACCGAGACCCGAGGAAAGGCCGAUCUUACAAAAUAUAGAAAAGCAAGCACUGAAGUCAUGGAGUCGUUAGCUCAAUUCUCCAGCCAUCUAGAGAGAGCAAGCAUCGACGAGGCGUAUCUUGACAUCACAAGUGCAGUAGAGAAACGCAUGAAAACGAUGCCAUUUUCUGAUAUAAAUGCAGACAGGCUAAAGAGUACUCGUAUUGUUGGGUGGGAAGAGAGUGAGUGUGAGAGACACAGUGAUACAGCAGAAGACACAGAGGAGGAAGACAACGAUAGUGUCUCUGCAGAUGACAAAUAUGUGAUAGAUGAUGAUAUUGAUAUCAACUCUUUAGUAUCAAUUGCUACAGAGGCUGAAACGUUGGAGACUCAUGAGCAUGCAUACGAGUGUAAUGAUGCAAUUGCAAGCUCAUCGGCUCGACUUGUAGUUGAUUCAAAGGCACAGUUUGAUGGACAGUCAGAUGGUAUGCAAAGAUGGCUGUCUAGCGGUCUUGAUGAAGGCAGUAAACGACUAGCCUAUGGAGCUGUCAUAGUUAAUGAGAUACGAGCAGCUGUGUUUACUGAUACUGGCUUUACAUGCUCUGCUGGAAUUUCUCAUAAUAAGGUCUUAUCCAAGUUAGCAUGCGGUUUCCACAAACCCAACCAACAGACAGUCUUAUGCAGAAGCUCGGUCUCUAAACUUUUCAGCAAUCUCCCAUUGAAGAAACUUCGUAAUCUUGGGGGAAAGCUUGGAGCAUCAAUUGCCGAGAAACUUUGUGUGACACACAUUGGCGAUCUCUGCCAAUACACACAGCAGAGAUUACAAGAAGAAUUUGGAGAUAAGACAGGACAUUGGCUGUUUAAUGUUUGUCGAGGCUUAGAUUUAGAGCCUGUGAGACCACGACAGCUAACAAAGUCUAUUGGCUGCAGCAAGAACUUCAAGUGGAAUGCAAAGUUGGCGUGUCAUGAACAGAUCAAGUACUGGUUUUUGAAGUUUGCAGAAGAACUAUACGAGAGGCUAUCAGCAGAUAUGACGGAAAAUUCUCGUGUUGCACAACAUCUUGCUAUUCAUUAUCAAUUUGAGGACAGCUCAGGUGCCUCUCGUUCCUGUCCUCUCUCACAUUAUGAUGUCAACCACAUGGCUCAUUUGGCAUAUACGGCUCUACUAAAAGCUUGCAGCAUCACACCUUCGAUGUGCCAUCCAUGUGAGGCAGCAGGUCCAACACAAUGGUCGCCUCCCAUUGUGAAUUUGGGAAUGUUUGCCAGUCAGUUUGUGCCACUUCCUUCUCAGUCUAUUGAUCGAUUUCUCACUGCCACAACAGUUAGUGAGCGACCAAGAACACAAACGACACUGAAACGACCAUCACACAGCAAAAGUCUAGAAUGCAAAGAGCGAAAAGGCAUUCUCAACUUCUUUCCCAAAAGGGCAAAAACAGAAUGUGAUGCCGAAGUCAACAAUGAUAAGGAAAUGUUGAUAUCGACGACCACAAGCGAUGUACUCGAUGAUCAAGUUGUGUCAUGCAGCAAAUGUAAACAAAAAGUUGCUCGUUGUGACAUGCAGGAACACGAAGAUUAUCACAUUGCGUUACAGUUGCAGCAACAGUUGAGUGCAACAGUGAACACAUGCAUGUCUGGCAGUAAGACUGGGAAGUGGAAAGAACAGAGCAGCACAGCGUCUCCUAAUAGUAGACAAGUUAGAGGUAAUAUUUUUGAUUUCUUUGAAAAAUAGUAUAUGCUAUAUGUCAUGCAGAUAGAUGUAUGUAUACAUAGAUGCGGACAACUUAGUAUUUCAUAAUCUCUUUUUGUUUCCAACAUUAAUUCA